This is a messenger RNA of Glycine soja, 779 nucleotides long. Its product is annotated as 40S ribosomal protein S26-2-like. Bases 145 to 534 code for a protein of 129 amino acids. Gene Ontology annotation, cellular component: cytosolic small ribosomal subunit; ribosome. NCBI's taxonomy places the organism in Eukaryota, Viridiplantae, Streptophyta, Magnoliopsida, Fabales, Fabaceae. The record is from RefSeq and is a predicted model, not a curated record. The transcript has 5 exons. Gene Ontology annotation, molecular function: structural constituent of ribosome; mRNA binding. Gene Ontology annotation, biological process: translation.
UACAUUGAUUGGGCUAAUCGAGUGAGGCCAGCCCUAAUAAAAGCUAUUCAUUUGAAAUCGGGUAAUCGGAUCGGGUUUUGGUCGCUAUUAAUAGGAAGGUCUGCAGAAUUCAGAAACCCUAAAUAGAGAGUUUCGUUCGUCACCAUGACUUUCAAGCGCAGGAAUGGAGGUCGCAACAAACACGGCCGCGGCCACGUCAAGUUCAUUCGAUGCUCCAACUGCGGCAAAUGCUGCCCUAAGGACAAGGCUAUCAAGAGGUUUCUGGUGAGGAACAUUGUUGAACAGGCUGCAGUCAGAGAUGUGCAGGAGGCUUGUGUCUACGAACAAUACACGCUUCCGAAGCUGUAUGUGAAGAUGCAGUAUUGUGUUUCCUGUGCUAUCCACUCUCAUGUUGUGAGGGUUCGAUCCCGCACUGAUAGGAGAAAGCGUGAGCCUCCACAGCGAUUCAUCAGGCGCAGGGAUGAUGCACCAAGGCCUGGUCAGCCUGGUCAAGCCCCACGUCCUGCUGGAGUAGGAGCUCCUGCCCGAGCUUAAAAGAAAAUUCCAAGUUUUUGGGGCUUGUUUGUUCAGUUUUAUGUUGCAAACUUAAAUUCCAUUUGCUGUUUAUUUUUGAAAUUUCAGUUUUGUGUAGGGAUAUUAUAUUCUCUUCUAGUUGUUUGCUUCAGUGGUCGGAGAAAAUUUUCUAUUGUUAUCAUUUGAUGGUUUUGAGGAGAAUGUAACCUGAUAUAUGAUAUAUUUUAGCGUUUUGAAGUACCUCAGUUUGUCUGUGGUGGUAGCAA